CAAACGCACACACACACACACACACACGCACACACACACACACACACACUAUUUUCAGUCCAACUUCUCAGGUUUAAGCCAGAGUAAAGAAACACUCAAUGUCUAUAUCUUCUGAUCAAGUCUUUUAUAGGUCAGCAUAUGAACGCUACAAUCCAGCACAGGGCCAGCGUUUGCUUUUCCCAUGAGCUGAGCGCAGGAUCUGUGUUUAAUGUGGUUUUGUCUGUCCUGUUCCCCAUUCUGUGUUUUCAGUGUCUCUGAGCCAUUCUGCUGUUUUUAUUUCACAUCUCAGUAAAGUUUUGACAGUCAGUUUUACUCUGCAAGUAUUUAGGACACGUUAGAUUUGUGAUUUCUUCUCUUUUAUUUGCAUGUCUAAGCGAAUAUAAAGCAGGAAUGAUAUUUGACGAUGCACAGUAUUUUAGAGAAUGGCUGACACUCUGCCUCUUCUUCUCAGCCUACAUUGAGGAUGUGGCCCGCUGUGUGGACCAGAGCAAACGCCUCAUCAUCGUGAUGACGCCAAACUAUGUGGUGCGGCGUGGCUGGAGCAUCUUUGAGCUGGAGACACGGCUGCGCAACAUGCUGGUGUCCGGUGAGAUCAAGGUAAUCCUCAUCGAGUGCUCUGACCUGCGGGGCAUCAUGAACUACCAGGAGGUGGAGGCUCUGAAACACACUAUCAAGCUGUUGACGGUCAUCCGCUGGCCGGGCCCCGGAAGCAACAAGCCCAACUCCCGCUUCUGGAAGCAGCUGCAGUAUGAGAUGCCCUUCCGGCGGCCUGAGCCCAAGCUGAGCCACGAGCAGGUGCUGGACGCCAGUGAGCAGGGCCCGUUCGGGGAGCUACAGACUGUCUCUGCCCUCUCCAUGGCCUCUGCCACCUCCACCGCCAUGGCCACGGCCCACCCAGACCUGCGCUCUGGCUUCCACAACACAUACCACACGCAGAUGCGGCAGAAGCACUACUACAGGGGCUAUGAGUACGACAUUCCCUCGUCUGGCACGCUGCCACAGCUGGCCACACUGGGCAGCCAGCACACGUACUGCAACAUCCCCAUGAGCCUGCUGAAUGGUCAGCGGCCGCCAGGCCAACCAAUCCAUGGGCAGCAGCAGAGCCUGGAAGAGCAGCAGGUCAACAACGCCCUGCUGCCGCUGCUGCCUCGUGAGACCAGCAUCUCCAGCGUCAUCUGGUGACCCUGGGGGGGUAGGGCUGGACCAGUCUCAUCAGGUGACUCUGAUGGGGCAGGGCUGGUCCAGUUUCAUUGGGUGACCCGGGCGGGACAGGGCUGGUCCAGUCUCAUCGGGUGACCCUGGCGUGACAGGGCCAGUCGAGUCUCAUCUGGUGGCCUAAGCAGGACAGGGCUGGUCCAGUCUCAUCUGGUGACCUAAGCGGGACAGGGCUGGUCCAGUCUCAUCUGGUAACCUAAGCGGGACAGGGCUGGUCCAGUCUAGUCUGGUGACCUAAGCAGGACAGGGCCGGUCCAGUCUCAUCUGGUGACCUAAGUGGGACAGGGCUGGUCCAGUCUCAUUUGGUGACCCCGGUGGGACAGGGCUGGUCAAGUCACAUCAGGUGACCCCAGUGGGAAAGGGGUGGUCCGUCCAGUUUCAUCGGGUGACCCCAGCGAGAAAGUGAUGGUCCUGUCUCAUCGGGGGACCACAGCAGGACAGGGCUGGUCCAGUCUCAUCGGGUGACCCUGACGGAACAGACCUGGUCCAGACUUAUUUGGUGACCCCGGUGGUACAGGGCCAGUCCAGUCUCAUCUUGUGACCCCGAUGAAACAGGCUUGGUCCAGUCUCAUUCGGUGACCUCGAUGGGAUAGGCCUGAUCCAGUCUCAGUGGGUGACCGCAGCAGGACAGGCCUUGUCCACCCACUUAUAAGCUGCUGCUGUUUCGCUGUGGGUCACAAGGAUGUAGACGGGUCAGGACUCUGCAAUGAAGUGUGGACACCUGAUCUGCUUCACUCUCUCAAACAGCCGCUCGGGAACUCUCAGAGGAAAACAGGGUCUUGUACAUAUCGUUUGCAGUUUCUUUGUAGCAUUGAAUUUAUUUUGUUGGAUUUUUUUUUUGUCUGAUUUGCUGUUUUUGCCCUCAUAAAACGAGUAGAAACAAGUGAGAAAGAGUAAACCCUAACCGGAUUUUUUGAAAAGUCCUUCCAGAGUUAGGCUUCACGAUAUUUUAUUUUUUCUUCAGAGAUGUUUUGUUUGUGGUCAGUUGAUGAAAUGUAGGAAACACAUCAUUAUGCAAAUGCUACUGAGGCCUGAAAGCUCUUCUUCUUCUUCCUGAAUAAAAGACGAGCCGACGACACUGAAGAAAACCAGAUUAAUGAUGCUCAGUGUCUCUGCUGCUCUCUUAAGAUACUGAGACUUGCUUGAUUGGGAGAUCCUGAGAAAAACUGUACAUUAUUUUAAAAGAAAAAAUAUAUUUUUAUAACAAAAGGAUUUGCUUGGAAAUACAUAUUUACACAAUUCAUUCACUCCACUAAUGGAAGCAUUUUAUCUCACCAUUAAUGUGUUUCACAGAACCGUUUUGAACUGUUCUUGUCAAAUCAUGGAUGAGCAGGGGAAAACAAAGAUCUGUUUUUUAUUUUCACUUUAAAACUGGCAUAAUUUCUGAGCGUGCACAGCAACUAGAGAUGUAUUCAAUUUAUAACAUAAUUAUCUAUAUAUACACAUAUAUUUUGCAAAAACAUUACACAUAGAAAGUGCUUAGGAUACAGAUCCACGUAUCUAAAUAAUUACAUGAAUUGUGGUCACUGCACAUCAGGACCUGUGAACCUCCACUGUAGUGCCUCCUGCUGCUCCACCCACAGGUCUAGAGUGAUACUGCAUCGUCUCUCACUGUUUAUAACGUUCUGCAUCAUUCCUCACUGCAUUAUCUCUCACUGUUUAUAAGGCACUGCCGUUACACCUUCUGUCUGCACCUCAUCCAUGUUCUGCUGUAGAUCAUUAGUGAAGACCUGGGCCAAUUUUACCUCAUUUUAAACAGUGGGCCAGUCUUGUGUCAGAAUCUACACCCUCAGAAAUACAGGUAAGCGCUGUCGCUUGGGCCGUACCAUUUUAGGUACCUGUUUCUACUGAAAUGGUCCAUAUUGGUAUCUUAAAUGUGCAAAUUAAUUCCUAAAAGUACAACAGUAUUCCUUCUGAAAGGGACAGUCUCUGUAAGAGCUCUUACUGUAUCUGUUAGAGUGUAGGCAGCUUAUUUCUUUACUACAAGAGUAGAGGACUAAACAAAUGUGUUUACAUUAGGUCAGGCGUCAUAUGGACAGGCCCGGCAUUUAUUUAUAAAGCUGCUCCAUUACACACGUGGCACUGCCUAUUCAUUAGUGUUCAUUUUAAUAGUCUUACUAUCAAUCUAAUGAAGGCUUUACAUCAGUAACCUGCAACUCUAUUAAUGUAAAAGAAAUGAAACCAAAGCUGGCAUUUAGCGAUGGGUACAAACAUAUUGCCUUCUCAGAUGCUCUGGUGGAAAUCAGGGAAAACUCAACAAGGAAAUUUGAAUAAAUAACCAUGGAUUCAACAUAGUAUGAAAAGAUCAAAAGCCUCUCGCAGAUGUGGGAAAAUAUCAUUGUUGUACCGUUUAUGAGGAACAGCAAAACUUCAUCUGAUUAUUCUUUGUCAGUAGUGCCAAAAAACAGAUUAUAUGCAAAGAUCUGUAACACAGAGGUGUCCAGAGUAACAGGGUCACACCGACCUUCUCAUCCAGCAUUUCAUCCCAAACACAGUUAAUGUCAAAUGUUUGAUCGGUUUGGAAUCUCCUGCGGUGUUGAUUGACCUGAAGCUGAACCAAUCAGAUUAUUUCAACAUGAUUUCACUUCUCAUAUUUUUGCAAGUUUUUUCUCUUGUAUUUUAUAUUACAUUGUGUAAAUAUGAAUUGAAAUGGUAAUAAAAGACAAUCUAGCCACAUUCAUGAAAUAGAAGAGUUGACAUUUUCCAAAAGAGUGGCAAACUCUUUCAUGAGCAUUUCUGAUAUUACUGAUCAAAAAUAAGAAGAUAACAACAAGAGUAUUAAUAAUAUACAGCACAGAAUUUGUCUCCGGCACUUUCACCAGUCGUACACUAAAGAUUAUGGUUCUGUUUGUCUCCUGUUUUUGAAUUAUUCUCUUUUUUUAUUCUGUAUCUGCGAUGUUAUUGAAGACAAAAUGUCAUUAAUAAUAAUA
This is a messenger RNA of Danio aesculapii, 4145 nucleotides long. It is a transcript of the gene il1rapl1b, whose product is annotated as interleukin 1 receptor accessory protein-like 1b. Lineage: Eukaryota; Metazoa; Chordata; Actinopteri; Cypriniformes; Danionidae. The record is from RefSeq and is a predicted model, not a curated record. The coding region runs from base 391 to 1182 and encodes 263 amino acids. Gene Ontology annotation, biological process: signal transduction; negative regulation of exocytosis. The transcript has a single exon.